GUAUAAAUACUCUUAUAUUUGGCGUUUGUAACUUUUGUUUUAAUAGAAAUUAAAACUGACGUGAGCGAAGCAACCGAGAUUGUGAAUGAGUAUACACAACGCAUUUCCUAUCUCAAGAAACAAACCGGUAGCUUAAAAUCAAUGAACGGUCAACAAACUGACGUUGAAACAAGUACAGCCAAUGGUUGUCCAAACGGCUUUACAGAAAUUGUAGGUCAUUGCUAUGGACAACCUUCUAUUACAGCAUCUCAACCAAAGGCUUAUGCAAUCUGCGCCGCAGUGGGAGGAUAUCUCGUACAACCGGAAACAAAGUCCGAAUGGGAAAAUGUCAGAUACUUUCUUGAUCAGCAUGGAGGCGAGUCUGCGUAUAUCGGUUUGACUGACGUGUUGGUUGAAGGACAGUAUAUGUGGAGUCACGGUGGUAAGCUACUCUCUUCCGCAAUGAACAAAUGGGUCUGGUCUGCACGGCAACCGGACAACUAUUGGGACAUUGAACACGUCAUCCACAUGGUCAACUGGCAAGGUUUCCACUUCAACGACAUCGACUGGGGACAGUGGUACUCUGCUGUUUGUGAAAUCGGCGAAGGCAAAAAUGAAAUGGGCGAAAAUUAUAUCGGCGAAUUCGAAGAUGAAAUUGGGGAAGGCAGUGGCGAUGAGUUCGACACUUAGACCAGUCUUGCAAUGACUGUAUUAAACACCAAACGGACUUUGAUGUGAAAAGUCGGUAAACAUUUGCAAAUUUGAGUAUAUUAAUUUUAAUGUAAGAACUCCUCUGUCAACUGAUGAUAAUUAAUAAACAGUCUUCAUCAAA
Molecule: messenger RNA, 811 nt
Organism: Gigantopelta aegis
Lineage: Eukaryota; Metazoa; Mollusca; Gastropoda; Neomphalida; Peltospiridae
Product: brevican core protein-like
Exons: 4
Coding region: 142-669 (175 amino acids)
Source: RefSeq, a predicted model, not a curated record